Molecule: messenger RNA, 965 nt
Organism: Drosophila erecta
Lineage: Eukaryota; Metazoa; Arthropoda; Insecta; Diptera; Drosophilidae
Gene: Chchd2
Product: coiled-coil-helix-coiled-coil-helix domain-containing protein 2
Exons: 2
Coding region: 177-686 (169 amino acids)
Biological process (GO): mitochondrion organization
Cellular component (GO): nucleus; mitochondrion
Source: RefSeq, a predicted model, not a curated record
GCCCUAGUAUUUUCCGGUAUUUUCUCCGGUCACACUGCCAGCAGGCCGAAGUUUCUCGUCCAAUUGGGAUUAUUUCAGAAUUUCAGUUACUAGCUCGUCAUCAAAACAGCAACAACUGUUGAAAGUAAAAUUCUUUCGUGAAACCGAGUCGAUAAAAAACAAAUAAAACAAACAAUAUGGUUCGCCGUGGACGUUCAGCCAGCCCUCCGCCCUCCACUCGUCGCACCGCACCUGUGCAGGCCCGUGCCCCGGCCCCAGCUCCGGCACCUGUCCAGGCACGUGCCCCAGCCCCGGCUGCCGCUGCCCCCGUGCCUGCGCCCAUGAGUGCUCCUCCCAGUGCCGUCGGCAUGCCGGCACCGCAGCAGCCAUCGAUGUUCCAGCAGAUGGCCGCCACCGCUGGAGGCGUGGCCGUGGGCUCAGCCAUUGGACACACCGUCGGUCAUGGACUGACCUCGCUGUUCAGCGGCUCUGGCGACAAGGAGGCAGCUGCUCCCGCUCCGGCUGCAGCCGCUCCUGCCCCCCAGCAGCCCUACUACGCCCAGCAGCAGCCCAAUGAGCCGCAGGGAGCCUGCGCCUGGGAGCUCAAACAGUUCAUCCAGUGCGCCCAGGGUCAGGCGGACCUGACCCUCUGCGAGGGAUUCAACGAGGCGCUGCGGCAGUGCAAGCAGAGCCACCAUCUCCAGUAGACGGGGAAUACCACCAGCUCCGGCAGAAUAGCACCUGGUCAAAUCCCGGAUGAACACAGCCCGGAUGAACACCUCCGGAUGAAUUCUGUCCUACCCCUUCGUUUAGUUCUUAAUUGUUUAAUUGCAAGCAUCUGAAAGCAAGGCAUUGUUUAAUUGUAGUGCAAAUUGAAAUGUUAAAUAGAAAAUCCCGUUGGCAGCUCAAAGCCCUUUCCAAAAAAAACAAAACAUCAAGCUAACCAAACCCCACGGGCUGUCAAUGUGGGCCAAAACAAAACGAAA